Penicillium brevicompactum is the source of this 639-nucleotide messenger RNA. RefSeq names its product blue light-inducible protein Bli-3. Bases 1 to 639 code for a protein of 212 amino acids. Lineage: Eukaryota; Fungi; Ascomycota; Eurotiomycetes; Eurotiales; Aspergillaceae. The record is from RefSeq and is a predicted model, not a curated record. The transcript is spliced from 3 exons.
AUGUCUACCUCAGAUGCCACAGUCAACACCACCACGGGUAACCACCCUGUGGACCCUUAUAAGGCACAGAACUUCGAGGACCCUCCUCUGCCCCAGAAGAUCGAGGAAUUAGCCAGCUUCAUUUCUCAAGUGAAGUUUGGCAUGUUGACCACCAAGCAAUCAGAGGGUGAUUACCUGGCCUCGCGUUGCAUGGCCCUCGCCGCACAGGAACACGGCGGCAUUGACUUGAUCUUCCACACCAACCUCUUCUCUGGCAAGACUAUGGAUCUCACCGUGCACCCACAAGAGACCAACAUGUCCUUCCUCGACCCCGUCAGUGGCGCCUGGGCUUCCAUCUCGGGUACUGCAUCCGUCAUCGGCGAUCGUGCUACUGUGGAGAAGUACUACUCCCCCACACUCAAGGCGUGGAUUGGAGACAUGGGCGAUGGUGUCCAUGAUGGCGGUCCUUCAGACCCCCGAAUUGGCGUGAUCAAGCUCGAAGCUAAGCUUGCGACUCACGUCGUUGCCACCAAGGGUCUGCUCGGCCGCGCCGUUGACACCGUCAAGGGUGCCGUGCAAGGCAAUGUGCCUUCGAUCAAUGGCAUUCGGGAACUGACCAAGGAGGAACUAGCUGAGUGGCGCCGGACGCACCAGGAAUAA